This is a messenger RNA of Neurospora tetrasperma FGSC 2508, 1707 nucleotides long. RefSeq lists its product as uncharacterized. The transcript is spliced from 4 exons. Gene Ontology annotation, biological process: cytoskeleton-dependent cytokinesis. Lineage: Eukaryota; Fungi; Ascomycota; Sordariomycetes; Sordariales; Sordariaceae. Gene Ontology annotation, cellular component: cytosol; cell division site; septin complex. The coding region runs from base 153 to 1310 and encodes 385 amino acids. Gene Ontology annotation, molecular function: GTP binding; molecular adaptor activity; GTPase activity. The record is from RefSeq and is a predicted model, not a curated record.
CACGACCACCACAAUACCCGUACACCACGCAUCCCGCCCGACGCUCUUUUUCUCCAAUUGCCGGUGCUUCUUCUCGCCGUUACAGCAACGGGAUCGUGACUUAAUCCUCUACCCAUAAUUAUCUCCCAGUUUCGUGUUUCGCCCAGCUGAAGAUGGCCCCUGCCACUACUGAGAGCGCCUCACCGAUUGGCAUUGCCAAUCUGCCCAACCAGCGACACAAGAUUGUUGCUAAGAGAGGCGCUGCUUUUACUAUUAUGGUUGCUGGCGAGUCCGGCCUCGGCAAGACCACCUUCAUCAACACGUUGUUCUCCACGACCAUCAAGAACUAUGCCGACCACAAGAGGCGCCACCAGAAGCAGGUCGACAAGACCGUCGAGAUCGAAAUCACAAAGGCUGAGCUCGAGGAGAAGUUCUUCAAGGUUCGCCUGACUGUUAUCGACACCCCCGGCUUUGGUGACUACGUCAACAACCGCGACUCGUGGAUGCCCAUUAUCGAAUUCCUCGACGACCAGCACGAGUCCUACAUGCUCCAGGAGCAACAACCCCGCCGUCAGGACAAGAUUGAUCUCCGUGUCCACGCCUGCUUGUACUUCAUCCGCCCCACCGGCCACACGCUUAAGCCCCUAGAUAUCGAGGUCAUGAAGAGACUCUGCUCUCGCGUCAACCUCAUUCCCGUUAUUGCCAAGGCCGACACUCUCAGCCCUGCCGACCUGGCGAGGUUCAAGUCCAGGAUCCGUGCCGUCAUCGAAGCUCAGGGUAUCAAGAUCUACCAGCCACCUAUUGAGGAGGAUGACGAGGCUGCCGCACAACACGCACGCAGCUUGAUGGCCGCUAUGCCCUUUGCCGUUAUCGGCUCCGAGAAGGAUGUUAAGACCAGCGAUGGACGUAUUGUCAAGGGCCGUCAAUACUCGUGGGGUGUGGCCGAGGUCGAGAACGAGGAACAUUGCGACUUCAAGAAGCUCCGUUCGAUUCUUAUCCGCACCCACAUGCUGGACCUUAUCCACACAACAGAGGAGCUGCACUACGAGGCUUACCGCGCCCAGCAAAUGGAGACACGCAAGUUCGGCGAGGCUCGCCCAAGGAAGCUCGACAACCCCAAGUUCAAGGAGGAGGAGGAGGCUCUCCGCAAGCGCUUCACAGAACAGGUCAAGAUCGAGGAGCAGCGUUUCAGGCAGUGGGAGCAAAAGCUCAUUGCCGAGCGCGACCGUCUCAACAAGGACCUCGAACAGACCCACGCCCAGAUCAAGUCCCUCGAGAUGGAGCUCGAGUCUCUGCAGGGAAAUGCCGUCCGCAGCCACGGUCGCCGCUAAGCGGUUAUCACGACUUUUGCGGUAUCCUCUACAAGGGUGACCACCGUCUCCCGUUCUAUCGAGCAUUAAUGUACCUGCGCCUCGAUUUUUUUCGACAUGUUUACGUGAAGACGAGCUGGGCGACUUACAUACCUUGAAAGACGAUGUUCAUGGAUAUGCUGCGGUUUGGUAGGAUGGCGCGGUCAUCAAUCGAGGCUUGUUAUAGAAGGGGAGGCUCCUCAUGUUUUUAUACACUUGCCCGGGUUUCCCUCAUCUUCCACAGACCCUUUCUGCAUAGCCCGAAUCGCGCAGGGAGGCCCAGGAGAUGGGGAUAAAAAGUUACAGAUAUUUGGAAGAUUUCGAGCGGCAACUGACAUUUUACCACACCCUUUACACUUAACUUUACCCCAUCACGCCA